AGUAGCCCAACGCCAACGGCCAAGAGCCGGUCCUAAGUCGUCGUCGUUUACUUUGACCUCUCUCUCUCUCUCUCUCUCUCUCUUCCCGGACUUGAGGUCACUGCAGUUACAAUCUCUACACAUACACUCUCCUCCGCCCUUCUCUUCAACCGAAUCGCCAUUUUUUCCAUAGAACAAAACUUCUUCUUCCCAAUUCCAAUCUCUCUCCACAUACCCAUACAUCCAAAUCCCAAUUCUUCCUCUACAUCUGAUGGAGAACAACUCUAGGGUUUCAGACCAACCCGACUCCAGAUUCCCUUACCUUAACUCCAAAUCAUUCCACUACCACCAACUCGAAUCCCACUCCCCGCGAUCUAUCAACGAUCGCAGGUUCGCAUUCUCGCGCCAAACCUCAUUCCACCAAUCCACCGAAACCAACAACCCCAACACUCCCAGAUCAUCGGUAAUAAUCUCGAACGAUUCGAUAAAGCCCUUGCUUUCUCGUACCGCUUCGAGCAUAGACAUUCCUCCGCCUGCAGAGGCUCACGAAAGAGAGAGCAUAUGUAGGGAGGAUGAUCAUAAUGACUUGUUCUUGGGAGAGUGGAAUGGUGUUUCGGGAGAAGACAAGUUUUCGGUUUCGUCGUUUUUGGUAUCGGGUUUUAGGAUUAUGAGGACGGGGAACAGGUUUAUGAAGAGAUUGCUCGUGUUGAUCUUCCUCAAUGUGGCUUAUUCCACUGCUGAGUUGUUCAUUGGCCUUGUCUCGGGUCGUGUGGGUCUGGUGUCUGAUGCUUUUCAUUUGACUUUUGGAUGUGGACUCUUAACAUUUUCAUUGUUUGCAAUGGAUGUGUCACGGAAUAAGGCUGAUCGAAUCUAUACCUAUGGGUACAAGAGGCUAGAGGUGUUAUCUGCUUUCACCAAUGCUCUGUUUCUUUUGUUUAUGUCCUUUUCAUUAGCUGUGGAAGCGCUUCAUGCAUUUAUCCAAGAUGAAUCUGAACACAAGCAUUACUUGAUUGUUUCGGCCGUGACAAAUUUGUUGGUGAAUCUUAUUGGUGUUUGGUUCUUCAGAAACUAUGCUCGCGUCAAUCUUGUUUAUAGAAAAGCAGAAGAUAUGAACUACCAUUCGGUAUGCCUGCAUGUUCUUGCUGAUUCCAUACGCAGUGCAGGUUUAAUCCUGGCAUCUUGGCUCUUGGCCCUUGGGGUUAAGAAUGCUGAAGUUCUGUGCUUGGGGCUAGUUUCAGUCACAGUCUUUAUGCUUGUCAUGCCACUUUUUAAAGCAACUGGCGGUGUCUUGCUCCAAAUGGCCCCUCCCAGUAUUCCAUCUUCAGCCUUGAGCAAGUGUUUGAGACAAGUGAUGUCUCGGGAAGAUGUUUCUGAAAUUUCACAAGCGCGUUUUUGGGAGCUGGUGCCAGGUCAUGUUGUUGGGUCAAUCUCACUGCAGGUGAAGACAGGGAUGGCUGAUCGUCCAAUACUCCAAUAUGUGCACGGUUUGUACCAUGAUUUGGGCGUGCAACAAUUGACAGUACAAACUGACUAUGCCUGAGCGCUGCCCUAUCCCAUUCUUCUCUUGGGUUUUGUGGUUCAAAUGAGCUUUAUCAUUGAGUACUUCAUCUGGAUUUGCUAUCACCUGCUCAUUCAAAAAAAACGUAUCACCAGUACAGAUGGAUUCCAAGAAUGUCCACCAAUUAAAGGGAGUAAUACCUUCAUAGUUAUUGUAGUGAAAUUUUGGUUAUUUGUAGGCUGCAAUUGUCAGGUUUAUCUAAUACGGGGAUUUUGCUGCUUAGUCAGUUAUAUUGUUUACACUUUGUCGGCUGUCCUUUCAUAUUUCAGCUGCAAGACAUGUAGUUGGACAACUUUACCUCAUUCUUUAAAAUAACUGUAGAUGUAUACUGUGUGAGGCCGAGUUUAUGCGUUUGACAGUACUUGUUUGAAUGCUGAGAGGAAAACUAGAAACGCUUUGUUUAUGAUGUGCGUUGCUUUGUUGUGAUGUUAAAAGGACCCAAUCUAUUCAAUCAA
Molecule: messenger RNA, 1992 nt
Organism: Rhododendron vialii
Lineage: Eukaryota; Viridiplantae; Streptophyta; Magnoliopsida; Ericales; Ericaceae
Product: metal tolerance protein C2
Exons: 10
Coding region: 251-1519 (422 amino acids)
Biological process (GO): transmembrane transport; zinc ion transport; intracellular zinc ion homeostasis
Cellular component (GO): Golgi apparatus; membrane
Molecular function (GO): zinc ion transmembrane transporter activity
Source: RefSeq, a predicted model, not a curated record